GUUCAGUGAACAUUUCAGUAGAUCCUCUCAUGCUUAUCGUCCAGUUACCUUCAUUCUUAAUUAACUGCCAUUUAUAACCAUUUUCGUCUCCAUUUCCGACAUGAAUCACCUCAGAAUUCGUUGAUUUUAAGGAAAAAAAGAAAGAAACAAAGUUGUUGGUUUUUACAAUUCUUUUUAAGGCAGGAAAUUUCCAAUUGGGUCAGAUCUUGGUAUUUACUCACUACUUAUUCUCUGCUAACUCUUUUUACUUUUAUGCGAAGUUCAUUCAUUAUCUGGAAGAUCGCUUCCAGUUUCACCUCAUAAACAAGCUUAGAAAGUUAAAACAGAGCCCUUCACGCGAAACCCAGAUUUUUAUUGUUGUUGAUUCUGCAAAUUUUGUACCCUUUUGAGCUGAGAUCAAAAUUUAUUGACUUGAAGAAGGGGAAAUGGCUUGGUCAACGCUGUCGGAUAGGUUUCCUCUCCAGUGGGUAGUCUUUGGUUUUGCCGUUGACGUGAGAUUCCAGCUCGAGCGACAAAAUGGUGGAGUUUUCAACAUCCCAUUGUGGGUUGGCUUUGUUUUUACCUUUCAGGGUUUCAUUUAAAAUCUACCUUCGUUUUGUUGAAGCAGCGUUUUGUGUUGGUCAAAUCUGGGGGCUUCUAAAUGAAAGGGAGGAAGCUUAGAACAGUAUAAACUGCUCUGUUUCAAAGAAUCUGCCUUUUGGGGGUUUCUGAUUUCUGGGCUCCUUAUUUGUUGAUUGUUUUUAAGACCCCAUUUCUGGAAUAAGAGAGCUGUUUUUGGUGUUGGCUUAGAAAUGGGCGGUGGUAGAAGACGAAGGAAACAGCAUUUCAGAAGGAUUCAUGCCUUUCCUUGUGGUAGAGCAUCAUUCAAAGAUGAACAGUCAUUAAUUGGAGGGCCAGGGUUCUCAAGGGUAGUUUACUGUAACGAUCCAGAUGGUUUUGAGGCGAGUCUUCUCAACUAUGGAGGCAAUUAUGUCAAAACUUCAAAGUAUACUAUUGCUUCAUUCUUCCCCAGAUCCUUGUUUGAGCAAUUCAGAAGGGUUGCCAAUUUGUAUUUCCUCCUUUGUGCUUUGCUUGCCUUUAGCCCUCUCUCGCCUUAUUCGCCCAUCAGUAAUGUUCUUCCUCUUCUUCUUGUUAUUGGUGUCACCAUGGGCAAAGAGGGUGUUGAAGAUUGGAGGCGAACCAAACAGGACAUGGAGAUGAAUAACAGGAUAGUGAAAGUACAUAUUCAAGAGGGUGAGUUUGUUGAGACUAAAUGGAUGGACUUGAAAGUUGGGGACGUGGUUAAGGUGGAGAAGGAUGAAUUCUUCCCUGCUGAUCUCAUUUUACUGUCGUCGAGUUACGAGGAAGCGAUUUGCUAUGUCGAGACGAUGAAUCUUGAUGGCGAAACGAAUUUGAAGCUAAAGAAUGCAUUAGAAGCAAGCUCGAACUUCCACGAGGAUUCGAGCUUUAAGAAUUUCAAGGCUGUAAUAAAAUGUGAAGACCCCAAUGCAAAUUUGUAUUCCUUUGUGGGAAGUAUGGAGCUUGAAGAACAGCAACACCCUCUCAGCCCUCAGCAGCUUCUUCUUCGUGACUCGAAGCUGCGAAACACGGAUUUUAUAUACGGGGUCGUGAUCUUCACGGGUCAUGAUACGAAGGUUAUUCAGAACUUAACAGCUCCUCCUUCCAAGAGAAGCAAGAUUGAGAAGAGGAUGGAUAAGAUUGUGUUCUUCCUGUUUGCUGUUUUGGUUUUAAUAUCAAUUGCUGGGUCGAUUUUUUUCGGAGUUUCGACUAGGGACGAUAUAGAGAACGGAAGAGCUACGAGAUGGUACCUUAGGCCAGACGAUACCACAAUAUAUUACAAUCCCAAAAACGCUCCAGCUGCGGCAAUAUUGCAGUUUUUGACAGCUCUGAUGCUUUUUAGCUAUUUGAUUCCCAUAUCAUUGUAUGUGUCCAUUGAAAUUGUCAAAGUUCUGCAGAGUGUCUUCAUCAACCAAGAUCUUCACAUGUACCAUGAGGAAACUGAUAAGCCAGCUCGUGCUCGUACCUCGAAUUUGAAUGAAGAGCUUGGCCAAGUUGACACCAUUCUUUCUGAUAAAACCGGGACAUUGACCUGCAAUUCAAUGGAGUUCAUCAAGUGUUCGGUGGGCGGGACUGCUUACGGACGAGGAAUUACAGAAAUAGAGAGAGCUCUUGCAAGACGAAAGGAAUCAACUUUACCUGAAAAUUUAGAGGCCAACAUUGCACGUCUUAGCAGCGAAAAACCGUUCAUUAAGGGGUUCAAUUUCAAGGACGAAAGAAUAAUGGAUGGUAAUUGGGUGAACGAGCCUCGAGCCGAUGUAAUCCAGAAGUUCCUACAGCUUCUUGCUAUCUGUCAUACUGCAUUGCCAGAAAUUGAUGAGGAAACAGGAAACAUUUCAUAUGAAGCUGAAUCACCAGACGAGGCAGCUUUUGUGAUUGCAGCCAGAGAAUUUGGAUUCGAGUUCUAUGAACGGACUCAGACAAGCAUUUCGUUGCGGGAGUUCGAUCCAACCUCGGCCCGAAAAGUUGAAAGAUCAUAUCAACUCCUGGAUGUUUUGGAAUUUAAUAGCACAAGAAAACGGAUGUCUGUGAUUGUAAGAGAUGCACAGGGACAGCUACUACUACUCUGUAAAGGAGCUGACAGUGUUAUGUUUGAAAGACUUGCAAAGAAUGGAAGUGAGUUUGAAGAACAGACAAAGGUGCACAUCAAUGAGUACGCCGAUGCCGGUUUAAGAACUUUGGUUCUAGCGUACCGUGAGCUGAAAGUGGAGGAGUUUAAUAAAUUUCAUCAAGAAUUCAUGAAAGCCAAGAACACAGUGAGCACGGAUCGUGACGACACCAUCGAUCGGUUAACAGAAAGCAUCGAGAAAGAUUUGAUUCUUCUUGGUGCUACAGCAGUUGAAGAUAAACUUCAAAAUGGGGUCCCUGAAUGCAUUGACAAGCUUGCUCAGGCUGGUAUAAAAAUAUGGGUGCUGACUGGUGAUAAAAUGGAAACAGCCAUCAACAUUGGCUUUGCUUGUAGUUUACUUAGGCAAGGAAUGAGGCAAAUCACUAUCAGCUCAGAGACUGUGGAAGGAAAAGCUCUAGACCAAGUUGAAGAGGUUCACAAAUCUGCAGCUAUCAAGGCGUUUAAGGAAAGCGUGACUCGACAAAUAACCGACGCAAAAGCAUUACUUGCAUCUUCAAGCAAAACCCCGGAAGCGUUGGCUUUGAUAAUUGAUGGAAAGUCGCUCACCUACGCUCUGGAGGACGAUGUGAAAAACUUAUUUCUGGAGCUUGCCAUUGGCUGUGCUUCAGUUAUCUGCUGCAGAUCAUCUCCUAAACAGAAAGCACAAGUUACCCAAUUGGUUAAGGUCAAAACAGGUAGCACCACUCUAGCAGUCGGUGAUGGUGCAAACGACGUCGGGAUGCUUCAAGAAGCGGAUAUCGGGAUUGGUAUUAGCGGUGUAGAAGGGAUGCAGGCAGUCAUGUCGAGCGACAUUGCCAUAGCACAGUUUCGAUAUUUGGAGCGGUUGCUCCUUGUGCAUGGACAUUGGUGUUACAGGAGAAUCUCUUCCAUGAUAUGCUAUUUCUUCUACAAGAACAUUGUUUUUGGGUUCACUCUCUUCUUCUUUGAGUUGUAUGCAUCAUUCUCCGGCCAAUCUGUAUUCGAUGACUGGUUCCUUUCGCUGUAUAACGUCUUCUUUACGUCUCUCCCUGUGAUCGCAUUGGGAGUAUUCGACCAGGACGUUUCAUCCCGCCACUGUCUCAAGUUCCCACUUUUAUACCAAGAAGGUGUCCAAAACGUGUUGUUUAGUUGGGUUCGAGUUAUCGGUUGGGUGUUCAACGGGCUACUAAGUUCUAUCAUCAUCUUCUUCUUUUGUGUCGGGGCAAUCGAAUAUCAAGCUUUCCGCAGCAGUGGAGAGGUCGUCGGGUUGGAAAUUCUGGGCGUCACCAUGUACACUUGUGUCGUCUGGGUUGUAAACUGUCAAAUGGCAUUGUCAAUCAGUUACUUCACAUAUAUCCAACAUCUCUUCAUCUGGGGCAGCAUCAUUCUCUGGUACUUAUUCCUCAUGGCAUAUGGAGCUAUAAACCCAACCAUAUCAACCACUGCAUUUCAGGUCUUCGUCGAGGCCUGCGCCCCGGCGCCAUCGUUUUGGAUCCUCACACUAUUAGCACUGGGAGCUUCCCUUCUCCCAUACUUCAUCUACGCAUCCAUCCAAAUGCGAUUCUUCCCAAUGAAUCAUCAAAUGAUUCAAUGGAUAAAAGCCGAUGGGCACGCGAACGACCCAGAAUACUGUCAAGUAGUGAGACAACGAUCGUUACGACAUACAACCGUCGGUUACACAGCUCGGUUCAAAGCAUCAAAGCAUCUUAGAGAAAUCCCAGAAAGCAACAACCAUUAGUCUGCUGAUGAGAUCCUUUACCAUAGAAAGAUCCGACACUUUUGCAUAGGAAGUUUCUUCUCAAUGUAUAUAAUAUAUAUAUAUACAUAUGUUUAUACAACAGAUGUAUAUAAGAUUCUUGUGUUCUGCUGCUCCUUGUUGAAGCCAACCAAACAAAGAGAAGCGCCAGUUAAUUGGUUAAAAGG
Messenger RNA from Cucurbita pepo subsp. pepo (vegetable marrow), 4567 nucleotides. Its product is annotated as putative phospholipid-transporting ATPase 9. Gene Ontology annotation, cellular component: plasma membrane. The record is from RefSeq and is a predicted model, not a curated record. Gene Ontology annotation, molecular function: ATP hydrolysis activity; ATPase-coupled intramembrane lipid carrier activity; ATP binding. Gene Ontology annotation, biological process: phospholipid translocation. Lineage: Eukaryota; Viridiplantae; Streptophyta; Magnoliopsida; Cucurbitales; Cucurbitaceae.